Scaptodrosophila lebanonensis is the source of this 1169-nucleotide messenger RNA. RefSeq names its product seminal metalloprotease 1-like. The record is from RefSeq and is a predicted model, not a curated record. NCBI's taxonomy places the organism in Eukaryota, Metazoa, Arthropoda, Insecta, Diptera, Drosophilidae. The transcript is spliced from 2 exons. The coding region runs from base 17 to 1030 and encodes 337 amino acids. Gene Ontology annotation, molecular function: metalloendopeptidase activity; zinc ion binding. Gene Ontology annotation, biological process: proteolysis.
GACCAUCUGGCACAAGAUGCUCUUCACUUGUGCUCUGGUAUUUGUGUUACCCGGAUAUAUUUUUGGGCAAUACCUGCCAUUGUUGGAUACUGACUACGAGCAAUCAGCGGAGUACAAUGCAUACUCGGCGUUUCAGGGACCAGAUUCCAAUUUAAUGCAGGAUUUCUAUCAAAACAACAAAUUGGAUAAAAGUGCAGAUAUAGCAGGAGAAUCGCAUAGUAAUGAAGAGUUCGACGAAGCCGAUAAUACGAUUGUAUUAGGUCCAGAUAUACUUGUAAAGUCUUACAAAUAUCAGAUAUGGGAAAAACCUGACCCAGAUUUGGUGUCUUACUACAAUAGGAAAGGACAGGAACAAUUAAUACCAUGUAAAGAUAAUCCAGUUCGUUGCCCUAAAAAGGAUUUUACGAAAGAGGGUAUGUUACCUAUUACCUACAAUCCCCAUGGACUUACUUCUAAAUGGCCGAACACAACAAUAUAUUACGAAAUUGACUCAAGUGUGUCCAAAGACAAAGUAAAAGAAAUUUUAUUCCACAUUAAACUGAUUAAUCAAAGAACAUGCUUAAACAUAAUUAAAUUGCCUACACCUCGUCCCAAUGUUGACAGCUAUAUCUCUUAUCACGAGAAGCAUUUUUGUAAUAUACCUAUGGGAUAUAGAAAAGGGCUAAUAAUAGAGACAUGGUUGAGUGGCUGUAAUGGCAGUUUAGCUAUAUUGCACGCUUUGAAUUUUGAUCAUAUCCACAAUGCGGGAAAUCGAGAUGAAUAUAUAACUAUAAAUAUGGAUAAUAUAGGUCCGUCACAUGUGGAUCAAAAUUUCCAAAAACAGAAUGCAAGAAACUUUGAUAUAAGAUAUGACUACGAAAGUGCAUUUCAUAUGCAUAAUUGCGUAUACGCAAAAUCGGAGCUCCCUGUAAUCACAUAUAAUAGGUGCCCAUCUAUGAGAUUUGAAGAUGAUAGACAAGUUACGGAAUGGGACUAUUUUAAGAUUAAUAGGCUAUAUUGUCCAAAAUGGUACUAUAAUAAAAAAAAAUAAAAUUGAUUCUAUUAACAAAAACCUCAUCAUCCAUGAAUAUGAAUAAAUUUUAACUCACUGUAUCUGGCAGGUACAAUGGUAUUAUACACUUAAAAUAAACAAGAGAGAAUGCUACAGUCGAGCAAGCCCAACAGUAAAA